AUUUGAAUUUUCCAGGGAAACCUAAAAGGAAGUUUUGUUACGCAAAAACGUUGUAGAUCCUCCGUUUUUGCCACUCUGUUUUUUAAUAUAUAAUAUAUAUAAUAAUUAAAUGGGAAAAAAGAGUGAAAAUUUAAGCGCGAUUAGAGAAGAUUCUUAGUUUAAUUAUAUUUAAAACCCAUUUCUCAAAUUCCUAGAAAUAAUCCGCUAAUUGAUUAAUACUUCACGUUUUUGUAACUUCCCCAUCUGGGUACCUUAUAGUGUCUCUCUAUUAGCUGAAAAAAGGAAAAGAAAGUUUUAUUCAUAUAGUUGGUUGUUAUUGUUGUUUUUCUUUUUUAUGCCAUAAAGAGAAAAUCUUUUUGAUUUUGGGUUCUGUACCUUUUCUCUUUGGGUUACAAGGGUUCUGUAUUUUCAUUGUUUAUCUUUUAAGUAUUUACUUUUUAUGGUCAACUUUAGCAAUGAAAAGAGACAAACGGCAAAGUAAAGAACUCAAUUACACAGAUUAAAAAACUAAAAAAAGACAAAAUAAAGUUACAAUUUGACUAUAAAGUUUCUCUCUCUUUGAGUACUAUACAAGAAGAAGGAGACGAAGAUAUAAGGCGUGCUAACUAAACUAAUCUUAUAUUUGCUGAAUUGGAUUUGUACAAACUAGUAGUUUUUCUGGUGGAGUUGUUGAGACGUGCCUAACUCAUCUUGGUGUACAAUCUUAGAAAAGCGAAAAGCAAUUGCUCUUUUUCAUCUCUAUAUGCAAUAAAGUUUUCAAAUUUAAGGGUUGUCUUUAAAGGCCUUUGCUUUCUAGUGGGUGGGUCAAGGAGAAUUGUGCUAGAUUGGAGCUUAUCUUUGGGAUUUGUGAGAGAUAGAUUAUUGUGUUAAUAUUUUCUUUUCUUUUCUUUUGUUUGAAGAAAAAAAAGAGUGAGAUGGGUUCCUAUGGAAUGCUUGCCAAAAGGGCUUUGGAGACUGAGAUGCCAGUCAUGGUUCAGAUACAGGAAUUGAUCAGAGGCGCGAAAAAUGCCAUAUCUUUAGCCCAGGGGGUUGUUCACUGGCUACCACCUAAAAAGGCAUUAGAAAAGGUGAAAGAGCUUGUAUGGGAGCCUCGAAUUAGUCGUUACGGUGCUGAUGAAGGUAUUCCUGAGUUGAGGGAGGCAUUAAUGCUGAAGUUGCGGAAGGAAAAUAAAUUGGUCAAUUCUUCAGUUAUGGUCACUGCAGGUGCAAAUCAGGCAUUUGUGAAUAUUGUUCUGGCAUUGUGUGAUCCUGGGGAUUCUGUUGUUAUGUUUGCUCCAUACUAUUUCAAUGCAUACAUGUCCUUCCAGAUGACAGGUAUCACUAAUAUUUUAGUGGGUCCUGGAAAUCCGAAGACGCUUCAUCCAGAUGCAGACUGGUUAGAAAGGACACUAUCAGAAACUAGACCAAUUCCAAAGGUGGUUACUGUUGUUAACCCUGGUAACCCAUCCGGGACAUAUAUACCUGAACCUCUUCUUAAGAGGAUUUCAGAUCUAUGCAGAAAAGCUGGAUCCUGGCUUAUUGUGGAUAAUACAUACGAGUAUUUUAUGUAUGAUGGUCUAAAACAUUCCUGUAUAGAAGGGGAUCACAUUGUCAACAUAUUCUCCUUCUCAAAAGCCUAUGGAAUGAUGGGAUGGCGAGUUGGAUAUAUAGCAUAUCCAUCAGGCGUGGAGGGCUUUGCAACUCAACUCCUCAAAAUUCAGGACAAUAUACCAAUCUGUGCUUCGAUACUUUCUCAGCACCUUGCCCUCUAUUCCUUAGAAGUGGGACCUGAGUGGGUCACUGCACGAGUAAAAGAUCUCGUCAAGAACAGAGAAAUCCUUCUGGAAGCACUCUCUCCUUUAGGUGAAGAUGCUGUGAGAGGUGGAGAAGGUGCAAUUUACCUAUGGGCAAAGCUUCCUGACAAGUACGUUGAUGAUUUUAAAGUUGUUCGCUGGCUUGCUACAAGGCAUGGGGUGGUUGUGAUUCCAGGAGGUGCUUCAGGAUGCCCCGGACAUGUCAGGAUUUCAUUUGGGGGCUUAAUAGAGCCUGAUUGCAGAUCUGCUGCAGAGAGGCUGAAGAAAGGAUUAGAAGAAUUAGUGAGCAAUGGAAUGGUCGAGUAACUCUUUGUACAACCCAUUUGGUUUUGGUGUUGGAAAUAGGGAAUCCAUUCACCAUUGUUAACUAAUGGAAUGGUCGAGUAACUCUUUGUACAACCCAUUUGGUUUUGGUGUUGGAAAUAGGAAAUCCAUUCACCAUAUUAUAGUUAACAACUGGUGCAUUUGAAUAAUUGGAGGGUAUCCACCUGGUGAAUUGUCCAGAAGUAGAAUCAACAUUGGGUUGAUGCAAGGGCAUUCGCCCUGUUAGUUGUAUGAAGAAAAACAAUAGUUCAGAAAAUGUACAUUUUUAAGCUAUUUACUGCGAAUAUACGUUAACUACAUGCACUA
Messenger RNA from Ricinus communis (castor bean), 2423 nucleotides. RefSeq names its product aromatic aminotransferase ISS1. Gene Ontology annotation, biological process: biosynthetic process. NCBI's taxonomy places the organism in Eukaryota, Viridiplantae, Streptophyta, Magnoliopsida, Malpighiales, Euphorbiaceae. The coding region runs from base 915 to 2099 and encodes 394 amino acids. The record is from RefSeq and is a predicted model, not a curated record. The transcript is spliced from 9 exons. Gene Ontology annotation, molecular function: pyridoxal phosphate binding; catalytic activity.